GCUACUCGACUCAACACCUUACUGGGAAAACAGAGUAAAAAAUAUCAACCAAUGAGCGAAGGGGCAAAAACAGACAGCUGCAAGGAAAGUCGUUUCUAGGAAAGUUGUGCCAUAUUAUUUUGUCUUUUUUCGACACACAACACACUUGCCUCGAUCGUGGCGGUUUAUGAUGAUUUCACACGGGAAAUACUGGGUCUAUAAUGGAUUAAUGUUGCCAAAAGAAACUCACUCAGCGGAAAGUUUAAAAUUUGCGGAAGAACUGAAAGUUCAGAACAAUGAUAUAUUUGCUAUCACCUACCCGAAGUCAGGCACCACAUGGAUGCAGGAAAUUCUGCCUCUGGUUCUCAAUGGAGGGGACCUUACGCCAGUGCAAACUAUUCCCAACUGGGACCGUGUUCCUUGGGUGGAAGAGACUCGAGCAGCUCUGGUCAUGGACAACCUGGUUGCCCCCAGGGCCAUGGUCUCUCACAUGCCCUACAAUUUAAUGCCUCCCUCUUUCAUGUCCUCAAAAGCUAAGGCUAUCUAUGUCACCAGGAACCCCAGAGAUGUCUUGGUGUCCUCAUUCCACUUCCACAAGAUGGCCAACUUCCUGGAUGAUCCAGGGACUUUUGAUGAGUUUCUGGAAAAGUUCCUUUCUGGAAAAGUCAUGUUUGGGAAAUGGACUGAGCAUGUGAAGAGCUGGAGGAAGGCCAAUUUGAGGGACAGAAUCCUGUUUGUCACCUAUGAAGAGAUGGUUCAGGACCUGCGGGGCGUUAUCAGGCGUUUCUCAUCUUUCCUGGGUCAAGACCUGGAUGAGGAGACAGUGGAGCGUGUGGCCAACCAUUGCUGCUUCAGCAAUAUGAAGACCAACAUUAUGUCCAACUACUCUCUGGUUCCGCAGGGAAUCAUGGACAGCAGCAAGUCUCCCUUCCUUAGAAAAGGUGUUGCAGGGGACUGGAAAAAUCAUUUCAGCCCUGAACAGGAGGCCAGAUUUGUAGCUGUUAUACAACAGGAAAUGGCUGGAAUUAAUAUUACAUUCCCUUGGGAUCAGGAGUAAGCGGAAGACAUGCGGCUGGGAUGGUCUUUGGGCCUAUAACUAAUAACACUGACAAGAGUAACCAGUAUUUAGAUGUUCUCAUUCUGAUGAUUAGAGGACAUUUUUAUCAUUUGGAUAACUUUUUUUGUAGAUAUAAUUAAGAUAAUUUGAUCAACCACUGACAUAUACUGAUACAACCAUAAGCAACCAUAUAUUUUGCACAGCUAUUUUACUCAUAUUCUUAAAAAGCAUUGCCAUAACUGGUGAUGUAUGUGUAAAGAAGCACAUUUUGAGAUAUUUCAAACUGUUUUAAUGAACUGAUUUAAUAAACAUGUUUACAGAAUGAUAUAGCACAUGA
Molecule: messenger RNA, 1373 nt
Organism: Osmerus eperlanus (European smelt)
Lineage: Eukaryota; Metazoa; Chordata; Actinopteri; Osmeriformes; Osmeridae
Gene: sult2st3
Product: sulfotransferase family 2, cytosolic sulfotransferase 3
Exons: 6
Coding region: 167-1036 (289 amino acids)
Biological process (GO): sulfation
Cellular component (GO): cytoplasm
Molecular function (GO): sulfotransferase activity
Source: RefSeq, a predicted model, not a curated record